AUGUCCACGGAUACUCACACGCUGCUAGAGGCGUCGGCCGACAGAGAGAGAGCAGACCAUGCGCACGCGGAAGGAGCAGCAGUCGGGGACGAUUAUGCCCAGCCCUGCGCCGUCCUUGUGGAUUCCGACACAGACGACGAUAUUCCAGACCAAAUGAUUCGCGCCAACGAGAACAUGUCGGAGAGUGCACUCGACUUCGACGAUGAUACUCAACAGACGGAGUCCAUUAACAGUUCCUUUUUCACAUCCAUAAAGACAGUCAACACAGCUGAAGUGCCACUGGCAAGUGUGCCCCCAACCAUGCAGAACGCCAACCUGGUGCCGCUUCAGAGGCAGGCUCUCUACUGGAUGCAACGGCAGGAGCGAAAUGACGAUGGCAGGAACGGGGCACUGCACCCACCUGAGGCUUCCCCAGGCGACAAGCUCAGUAUGAAGAAGGUUAGGGGGAAGAAGGCUCGCGGUGGUAUUUUUGCAGACACGCGCAACUUGGGCAAGACACGCGUUGUCAUUGCUCUCUGCGAGAAUGGGCGGGAGGAGCCUCACGCCGAUGUCGCAGGUGGCCUUGUGGGGUCCCCUGCAACGCUCAUCCUCUGCCCAAGCCCUCUACUUGCACACUGGCAAGAGGAGAUCGAGGCCUGUGUGAGCCCUGCGCCGCGUGUCUUGCUGUACCACGGCAGUGACAGAAGGAACCUCUCGACACUGUGUAUUGCAACAGAGUACGACUACGUGCUGACAUCAUACCAGACCCUGCAACACGAGCCGCUGUUUGACGAUAAUCUGACCAGUAAGUUGCAUUUGAUUCACUGGAAGCGUAUCGUACUUGAUGAGGCUCAUUGCAUUCGUGGGUUUCUCUCGCAGCAGACAUCUGCAUGCUUGAAGCUGUCAGCGGAGCGCUUCUGGGCCGUAACACCCACCCCGGUGGUAAAAGGCAUUGACGACCUGUUUCCACUUCUUCGCUUCUUGCGUGUGCCGUACUUUGGGUCGAGGGCAUGGUGGUUGUGCCACAUCACGGACUCUUUGCUUCAAGCGAAUGUAUCAGAGACUACAAAAGAGCUGCUGAGGUAUGUCUUUUCCACAUACAUUCUAUGGCGAGCCCCUAAUUCUUUGAAGCCCAAUCAAAAUGUGAUGGAUAUCCAGGUCGUGAAAACCGAGACUGUCAUGGUGGAACUACACGACGCGGAGCUCGAGUGCUACACGGCGAUUUGCGAAGAUGUGGAGCGAGAUGUGGGCGGCAUUCAGAGUGAAUAUAAACGUCUCAAGGUGAUCCUUGAAACACUCAGAAAGUGUCGCCUGGGGAUUCUCCACCACCGCGCCGUGUUGGGAAUGUCUUCUGACCAGAGGAAUGCAGAGGUCCUUUCACCGCUGCUGCUGGAGGCGCGGAUGGAAGAGUUUCUUUCCGAUGUCCGGGAAUUAAUGCCAAAAGAUGUCAACUCCCUAUUUGCAGAGGAAGUAUUUGAUUCAAUCCGCGGACAAAAACUGGCGGAGGAGAGGUGCGUCAUCUGCUACUUUCCGUUACGAGCCCCAGUGGUGUUGCCUUGCCUGCACAUUUUCUGCAACAAGUGUGUUGAAAAACUGUUCUCCACACAUCGGGUCUGUGCCACAUGCAACAGCCGGGGUGUUCCCGGGGGCUACUCUGUCAUUCCACCAGAACUGCUGCAACCAUCUAAAGCCCACUUGCCCGAGGAAGUUGACAUUUCGGCGUGGGAGCCAAGCGCCAAAACGGUGGCCCUCUUGGAGCACCUCAAACCCAUCCCAGAUGAUAUGAAGGCGGUGGUGUUUUGCGCCUCGCUGAAGUACCUUGAACACGUGCAGUUAUACCUGCACCAGAACGGUGUUUCGGCUGGGGUAUUUUCCCACACACUGAAGACGGAAGAGAGGAAGGACGUUCUGAGACGCUUCCGUAUGGACAGCAGCGCAGAGCAAAGUAUUCGGGUGCUGCUCGUCACAUUCUCGGCGUGUGCGUUGGGCAUGGAUCUCUCCAUUGCGUCGCACUGCUUCAUGAUGGAGCCCCACUGGAACCCUGCCAUCGAGGACGACGCCAUCAGCUGUUUGCAACGCAUCGGCCAAGGAGGGGAGCUGCACGUGGUGAAGUUUCUGGGCGAAGGUACAAUGGAGGUGAAUGUGAAUGCACUGGCGGAGUCGAAGCGAAAAAGCUUCGCCUCAGCGGGGCGCAUCAGGCGCGCCGAACUACUCGAGAUUCUCCCAGGCGUUAUCAACCCGAACCAGGCGGGACAAACGUCAAGUGGCACCGGUGCCCCCAACGCAGCCCGGAGUAAUAUCCAUAAUUUGCUUGCUUCGGGUGGAACGCAGCAUGCUUCUUCUGAAGACACCAAUGAAGAUUAUGAUAGUGAUGAAACUGAUGUUUCGGAUAUCUAA
Trypanosoma grayi is the source of this 2376-nucleotide messenger RNA. RefSeq names its product DNA repair protein-like protein. Gene Ontology annotation, molecular function: ATP-dependent chromatin remodeler activity; ATP binding. The transcript has a single exon. Lineage: Eukaryota; Euglenozoa; Kinetoplastea; Trypanosomatida; Trypanosomatidae. The coding region runs from base 1 to 2376 and encodes 791 amino acids. The record is from RefSeq and is a predicted model, not a curated record.